Gossypium raimondii (Peruvian cotton) is the source of this 1650-nucleotide messenger RNA. Its product is annotated as integrin-linked protein kinase 1. The record is from RefSeq and is a predicted model, not a curated record. Gene Ontology annotation, biological process: protein phosphorylation. The coding region runs from base 173 to 1417 and encodes 414 amino acids. Gene Ontology annotation, molecular function: protein binding; ATP binding; protein kinase activity. Lineage: Eukaryota; Viridiplantae; Streptophyta; Magnoliopsida; Malvales; Malvaceae. The transcript has 13 exons.
GCCCAAAGACCAAAAUCAAACUUAUUUAAUUUUCUCAGUAGCCAAACAGUAAAAUUUCACAAAAAUUCUUCUGCCAAUCCCUGCAUUGAAACUUGAAACGGUUCUUCUAUGUCAAGUUCAAUGUGCAGGGCGAACAAUCCGAGGCGUUUUCAAAAUCGGUUUUGCGAUCAAAAUGGAAGAUUUCAGGCCGUCUCAUUCUUCUUCAACGAAGCUGGUGGGACAGAAAGUUGAUUCAGGGGGUCUUUAUAGACUGCUUCAAUGUGCAAGUAAGGGGGAUAAAGCUGGCGUAAUACAAGAAUUAGAUAAAGGUGUGGAGCCUAAUGGAGCUGAUUAUGAUAGGAGAACUGCUCUUCAUUUAGCUGCUUGUGAAGGUUGGAUUGAAGUUGUUGAUUUGCUUCUUGAGAAAGGUGCUGAUGUGAAUUCUUUAGAUCGUUGGGGCCGAACUCCAUUGUCCGAUGCACAUAGCUUUCGACACCACGAGGUUUGCAAGAUACUUGAAGCUCGAGGGGGAAUCGAUCCGGUAGGAAUGGACUCUCAAGCUCCGUGCUUCGAAAUCGAUCACAGUGAGGUUGACAUGGAGGAAGCAACCCGUAUCGGAGAGGGUGCAUAUGGUGAAGUUUUUUUGGUAAACUGGCGUGGCACCGAAGUUGCAGCCAAGACGAUUCGUUCCACGAUCGCAUCGAAUCCUAAAGCAAAAAAUACCUUUCUCAAGGAAUUGGCUUUAUGGCAACAGUUGCGCCACCCUAAUAUAGUGCAGUUCCUCGGUGUUCUAAAGCAUUCCGAUCGUUUGAUCUUCCUCACCGAGUAUCUUCGGAAUGGAAGUUUGUAUGAUAUAUUGAAAAAGAAGGGAAGACUCGACACGAAAACAGCCAUCUCUUAUGCUCUAGAUAUUGCAAGAGGCAUGAACUAUCUUCACCAGCAUAAUCCACAUGCUAUUAUACACCGGGAUUUAACACCAAGAAACGUGUUACAAGACGAAGCCGGUCGCCUUAAGGUCACUGAUUUCGGUUUAAGCAAAAUUGCACAAGAAAAGGAUUCCUAUGGUUACAAAAUGACUGGUGGAACUGGUUCAUAUCGUUAUAUGGCACCCGAAGUUUACCGUCGAGAAUCCUACGGGAAGAGCGUUGAUGUCUUCUCCUUUGCUUUAAUACUGCACGAGAUGUUCCAAGGUGGACCGUCGAAUAGGGCAGAAACAGCCGAACAAAUCGCAGACAAAAGGGCAUAUGAAGAUUCGAGGCCACCGCUCUCUUCAUUUUUAUACCCCGAACCAAUCAAAAUGCUUCUUAAAGAAUGUUGGCAUAAGAAUCCGGAUUGUCGACCGACAUUCGGAGAGAUAAUAUCACAACUCGAGGUAAUCGAACAGGAUUUUCAAAAUGAGAAAGCAAUGAAAGCCUGUUGUUGCUGUGUUGUCCUAUGAAAUUAUAUAAUUUCAUCAUUAGCAGCCGUAUGAGAGUUUUUUCUUUUUUUUACUAUAAUCAAUGUAUGUCUGUUACUACCUUGUUUUUUUAAACUGUGUUCUGUCAUGUAGAACCUGUAUUGAUUUUCUACACAGCAAAAAAUCAAUGUAGACAAAGAAUGUUGUAUCAUCAUCCCUUUGAUGUUUGUGUACAAAAGAACCUUAAUGGGGAAAUCUCUUAGAUCGAUCGAAGA